AUGGCGCACGCUGAAGCGAUAGCAGCCUCGCCAGCCCAGUCAUCUCCUGCUCCAGCCGCAACCCCGACCGCUGACCUUGAGGAGAUUGUGUUGCCAUCGAACGUCGUUGAAAAACAAACGGGAGACAGAGCAUCCAUUCUACGCUACGUUCACCGCAUUGAAGACGUCAAUCGCAAAAUGUUUGGAGACUUGGCCAACUUAGUCGAAGAAGGCAUCAAAGUUUGCGAUGUGUCUGCCAUCAAAGACCAUCUCCAGGAGGAAGUCCGCCAUGGCCAGCAGAAGGUACUUCGUAUGAGAGAUAUCAAGGCCACCAGAGAAUUCGUUGGUGCAAACAUGCGCGCAAGCUGCACCCGAAGUACUUCGAAGCCUGAUGCUCAGCGUGAAUAUGAGCACGAGAUUGGGGCCACGGAUGACGACGAUGAGGCCACGGCCGACGAGCAUUCACAUCGUGGCGGGCUCGCAAACAUCUUGGUUGCCAUCAAUUCUCAGAAGCUCUCAGAUGUCGCUCGUGAGCAGGAGGCCACUGCUGAUAGUAUCGUCGCCGUCACUCACAACGAAAACACCAUCACGCCAGCCGAGUCUAGUUCACCCGAAGAGGCUCCUACUGCACCCUCUCCAGUGACUUAUGCACCUCCCAACAAGCGAGACCGUUCUGCCUCGGCGACGUCUGCCAACCAGUCCAACAAACGUGCCUGCUACCAGACGGUAUCAUAUCUACAGCCUCUUCAGCCAGCCGCUCCUACACCUCUCGUGAUGACUGAUCAGUAUAAUUUUCACGACCGUCCCCCGGGGAUGCAGGCGACCGACACCUUUCAUCACCACCUCGAGAUCCAUGUUCAAGACUUGCGUAAGCAACACGAGCGUCUCCUCGGCACCGUGGAGCUUCAACAGCAUCACAUCAACCACGAGCUGGAGCUGCACCAGCCCUGCCUCGAGGCAUAUCGAGCCGCACAAGGAUAUUCUCUCCAAGCCGAGGCCAAAGUCGAAAACCUCCGAACGGAGAGCGAAACCCUCAACAACUGUCUCAAGAAUCUCGCCGACUCGCAGAAACUCUGUAUGCCAUCCUCCGCCGAGAAUUUCCAGGCCGUAGAGCAACAGGUUUUGGCUCAGUUGGCCGCCAAAGCCAGCGCUCUUAAGGAAGCCGAGGCGGAACUUGGCGUGGCUCACUUGGCAUGCCAGCAGACAGAAGAGGCCGCGCGCCCUGCUCUGGAGUUCAUGAACAGAGAGACGCCCCAGAUCGAGGAGAAGAAGACAGUCGCUGAGAGACUCGGCAUGACUGUCAAAUACACUGAGUUCCUUCAACUUUUGGUCAGAACUAGUCCUUCGGCCAUUGCAACUCUUGACAAGUUACUCCAGGAGAAAGGUUCGUCACUCGAAGAACUUCGUGCGGUGAUUGAGCAGUAUGGACUGCUCGCCCGGGUGGAUGGUCAGCAGGCAGAUGUGCCCAUGGAUUGA
Molecule: messenger RNA, 1455 nt
Organism: Fusarium subglutinans
Lineage: Eukaryota; Fungi; Ascomycota; Sordariomycetes; Hypocreales; Nectriaceae
Exons: 3
Coding region: 1-1455 (484 amino acids)
Source: RefSeq, a predicted model, not a curated record